UUGGUCUGUGCAAAGCAACGCUGCCUUCCAUACCGGAGAGAGAUCCCCCCCGCUAACCGGAGUAUCUCCUCUCUGUGGUGCGGUGAUGUGAUGUGAUGUGUGUGUGUGUGUGUGUGGUAGGGGGGAAGGCUUUCUAGCGAGAUAAACAAGCAGCCAGUCAUGCAGCGUCGGGGUUUGAGCCAGCAGCAGCAGUCAGCAGGCAGCCAGCAGCCAGCAGCAGCAGUCGGAGGAACAUGGCCGCAGCACAGUUAGCUAGCGGUAAAUAGCUUUUCCUCCCGACCGAAGGUCAGACCGGGUUUAACACACGGGAUUUAACACAGCACAGGCCGACGGAAAGUUUCACGUCGUAGAAGAGGUGGAUGAAGGGUUGCCCUCCCAGCAGCCAUGAUGCCCUGAAGAGCUGACUGGAGUCUGGAUGAGAACCUAGACGCUGAUAUGCAGUGAGGAUGAGUGGCGUUGGUGAAAACCCCUCGAACCCUGCUGCAAGGGUCGAGUCGCGGAAACGCAAAGAAUGUUCCUCUGACCUGCUGGGUCCCAGCCCCAAACAAAGCAUCGAGAAGAGAAACCGUGAGCAUGAGAACAAGUACAUCGAGGAGCUGGCCGAGCUGAUCUUCGCUAACUUCAACGAUAUCGAUAACUUCAACGUCAAACCAGACAAAUGUGCUAUCCUGAAGGAGACUGUCAAACAGAUACGACAGAUCAAAGAGCAAGAGAAAGCAGCCGCGGCCAAUGAGGAGGAGGUACAGAAGGCCGAUGUGUCGUCGACGGGCCAAAGCAUCAUCGACAAGGAUGCUCUCGGACCAAUGAUGCUGGAGGCCCUGGACGGGUUCUUCUUUGUGGUGAAUAUGGAGGGGAACAUAGUGUUUGUGUCUGAGAACGUGACCCAGUACCUGCUGUAUAACCAGGAGGAGCUGAUGAACACCAGCGUCUACAGCGUUCUGCACGUAGGAGACCACGCUGAGUUCAUCAAGAACCUGCUGCCCAAGAGCCUGGUCAACGGGGUGCCGUGGUCCAGUGAAGGUCCCAGGAGGAGCAGUCACACGUUUAACUGUCGUAUGCUGAUCAACCCUCACCGUGACAACCAGGAGGAGACCAACGACCACGAGGGACAGAAACAGACAUAUGAGACCAUGCAGUGUUUCGCUGUCUCCAAACCCAAGAGCAUCAAGGAGGAGGCAGAAGACUUCCAGUCAUGUCUGAUCUGUGUGGCUCGCAGGAUGCCCAUGAAGGAGCGGCCCGUUCUGCCCACGCACGAGAGCUUCACCACCCGCCAGGACCUGCAAGGUAAGAUCACAUCACUAGACACCAGUCUUCUGAGAGCCUCUAUGAAGCCUGGCUGGGAAGACCUGGUGAGGAGAAGCAUCCAGAGGUUUCACCUACAGAACGACGGAGAGAUGUCCUUCGCCAAGAGACACCAACAAGAGGUGUUGCGUCACGGCCAGGCGUUCAGCCCCAUCUACAGGUUCUCUCUGUCAGACGGGACCAUCGUGUCGGCUCACACCAAGAGCAAGCUGGUCCGCUCCCCUGCCACCAACGAACCCCAGCUCUACAUGUCUCUACACCUGCUACAGAGAGAGCGUGGUAUGGGGCCGGGUCAGGAUAUGGGGCCCGGUGGACAGGGCCAGCAGGGGACAGGGAUGGGCCCCUGCCCCAAACCAAUGGCCCCCAACCCCUCAAUGACACCUCCAACCCCGGGGACAAUAUCUGGUCUGGUGCCCCAGGGACAGGACACCACGAUCAGCUCUAACAGCACGCCCUUCUCCCUUCCUCAUGGAGGUCCAGUGUCCAGAGAACCAGGGCUCGGACCCAUGGGGUCCGGGUCUGGACACAUGCAGGGCUACCGUUACGGUUGCCCUCCCCAGCCCAUGGGCUACCCCGGAGGGAUGCAGGGCGGCAUGGGCAUGAACCCACCCAACCAUCCCCACCAGCAAGGGGCCAGCUGGAGGAUGAGCAGCCCGUCUCGAGGCAGCCCUAGCCCAGCUGGAGGCCCCCAUCUGGGGCAACAGAACUCGAUGCUGUCCCCUAGGCACCGGGCGAGUCCAGGGAUGGCAGGGAGCCCUCGCGUGGCCCCAUGCCUGCACUCGCCCUCCCCUGUGGUGAUUUGUGGGUCUGGAACAGGUGUUGGAGUAGGAGGUAGCGGUCCUGCGGCUAACAGUCUUGCUAACAGCUACACCAGUAGUUCUCUGUCGGCCCUGCAGGCCCUGAGUGAGUGUCACGGGGUCGGACACGGCGGUUGCGUGCACCCACACAUUCAUGGCGCCGGGGGGCAUUCUCACACCCUGGGGUCACCGGACAGGAAGAUGAUGGGGUCGCCAGUCGGAGUCACGAUGGGGGCAGGGGUCAACCCUCACAUGAUGUCGAAGCUUGGCGGCGGCGCUAACACGGAUCCUCACGGAGAGCAGGGUCAGGGUGGACAGUAUGACCAGAGACAGAUGGACAGACAGACUGACGGGAACGGUAGCAGCGGUAACCACGGUGACGUCAAACAGGAGAGGGACGGCUCAAACGAAGGCCCCAACGCGCAGAACCGGGUCCUCCACGACAACAAGGGCCACACCAAAUUACUCCAACUCCUCACCACCAAGUCCGAACCCCUCGACACCCCCUCGUCUCCCAACGGAGGAGGAGACCCCAAGGACCCCUCGUCAGGGCUGGGGGGCCCUCAUGGUGCAGGGGCCCCCGAGGGCCACGGUACAUCCCUAAAGGAGAAACACAAAAUACUCCACAGGCUGCUCCAGAACAGCACCUCCCCCGUCGACCUGGCCAAGCUCACCGCUGAGGCCACUGGGAAGGAGCUGGGAGAGCAGGGGGUAACGAACACCCAGGGGGGUACAGAUGGGAACCUCGCAUCCAAACAGGAGCCCUUGAGUCCCAAGAAGAAGGACAACGCACUGCUGAGGUACCUGCUGGAUGAAGAGGAGGGGGGCAUGAAAGAGAGGCAGGCUAGGAUGGAGGGAGGAGGAGAGGUAAAGACAGAAAUGAAACACCCCCUCGAUGUGAAGACUGAGAAACAGGACGCAGGAUACGAUCGCUCUGAGCAGUCAUCAGAGCUAGAUGAUAUUCUAGAUGAUUUGCAGUGUGUCCAGCCCCAGCUGUUCGGUGAGCCGCGGCCUGUCUCUCUGCCUUCCUCCCUGGACAAACAGACCAUCAUCAACGACAUACUGCACAUCACCCAGGAAACCAGCCCUGCCAACGCCAUGGCAACACAGCAGCAGCAGAGGGGCAUGGGGCCAGGCAACUAUGGUGGUGCCAGAGGGCCGGAGGGCCAGGUGCCAGCUAGGGCCCUCCCUGUGAGGAGUGUAUCCCUGGACAUGAACGUGCCAGGGGUCUCCCAGGGCCAGUAUCUCCCUGUGGGAACCAUAAGCCCCUACACACUCUUACAACAGCAGCAAGGGAUUCUGGCAAACCCCAUCACCAUGAUGUCUAACCAGGCCAACCUCUCAGGUCAGUUGGAUGGUCCUCGGCAGGGCAUGCAGCAGGAGGGGGGCUGGGGUCCCGGGGGCCCAGGUCAGAGCGGGUCAUCAUUGGUCCGUCCACCAGGGGUCCCAGGUCAGCAGGGGACGACGCUCGGCCGUAUGGGGCCCGGCCCUGGAGGCCCUAUGAGACCCAACAGUCAGCCCGGCCCUGGACCCAGACAGAUACUGCAGUCUCAGAUGAUGGCCAAUGACAUGGGUAUGGGGCCCCACCAGUUCUCCCAGCAACAGGCUCCACCCAAUCAGACGGCUCCGUGGCCAGACAGUGUGAUGCCUAUGGAGCAGACUCCUUUCAACCAGAACAGGUCUCUGUAUGCCUCCCAGCAGCAGCAGCAGGAAGUGUUGUGUGGGGUUCAGGGGCCCAGUGGUCAGAGUCAGGGGCCUGGGGGUCCUGGUGAUGGAGGUGGUAGUGAUGAGGGGACUCUCAUGUCCCAGCUCUACACCGUGUUAAAGGACUUUGAUGGCCUGGAGGAGAUAGACAGAGCCCUGGGGAUACCUACUCUGAUGGGACAGGGUCAGUCUGUAGAUCAGGAUCAGUUCUCUUCAGACCCGUCCAUGUUGUUGGACCAGAAGCCUCCAGUGUACGGCCAGCAGCACCAGCAGGACCCGCCACCUGGUUCCCAUCUAGCCCAGAGAGGGUACCAUGGCCCUGGGCCUGGCGGACCCAUGCAGGACCCCACACCUGGCUCCCUUCUAGCCCAGAGAGGGUACCAUGGCCCUGGGCCCAUGCAGGACCCCACAGGUCAAGGUUUCCACCCAAUGGCUGGCCAGAUGGGCCCCAGGCCAGGAUACCCCAUCAUGAGACUGAGGCCCCAAGCGGUGGUUCCUAACCAGCCUAAUACACUGAGGUUACAGCUGCAGCACCGGCUACAGAAUCGCCAACCAAUGAUGAACCAGAUGAGUGGAGUGUCCAAUAUGAACCAAAAUCUACAGUCCAACAACCCCAACCAGGGGACCAUCAAUGCACAGAUGUUGGCCCAACGUCAGAGAGAACUCCUCAGUAACCACCUUCGGCAACGCCAGCUGGAGCACCAGAGACAGCAGCAGCAGCAGAGGAACACGGCGAUGAGAGCCCAGGGACUCAACCUACCACCCAAUAUGGCCGCCGCGGCUGCUGCAAGCGGCCUAUCAGGAGGCCUGAGUAACCCUCGGAUCCCACAGACUACCAACCCUCAGCAGUUCCCCUACCCACCCAGCUACGGUAUGUCCCAGCAGCCUGACGGAGGGUUUGGGGGUCAGGCCACGCCCCAGAGUCCCCUGUUGUCCCCCAGGAUGGCCCACGCCCAGUCACCCAUGAUGCAACAGCAGAGCCAGGGCAACGCCAAUUUCCAGGCGUCGCCUGACCUGAACGGUUGGCUGCCCCAGGGGAACAUGGGAGGAAACAGUAUGUUCAGUACUCAGCAGUCUCCGCCCCAGUUCACCCAGCAGCAGCAGACCAAUGGGGGCGCAGCCAUGUACAACGGCAACGGGAUGAACCUCAACGUCUCCAUGGCUACCAACGCCAGCGGCAUGGCUCCUGUGGGUCAGAUGGCCGGACAGAUGAUCACCUCGCCUGGGAUGACCUCACUGGGACAGGAACAGAAAUACUGCUGACCCUGGUGGAGCGUGUAGUCAACCAGCACCUUGAUGCUAACACCCAGGAUCCAAUGAGCUCGCUCAUCUUCAACCACCCAACCAUUCUACCAAUGGCUCUUUGAGUGAACCUGGCAGUGCCCUGACCCAGCUCUGCCCAACCAAGCCUGACCUCUUGACUUCACCCACCUGGCAUAAAGUGUUCCUCAGAUCUAUCCCUACUGGGGGGGA
Molecule: messenger RNA, 5276 nt
Organism: Salmo salar (Atlantic salmon)
Lineage: Eukaryota; Metazoa; Chordata; Actinopteri; Salmoniformes; Salmonidae
Source: RefSeq, a predicted model, not a curated record